AUGGCCGUAAAGGAUUUCCAAUUCAAAUCGGCGCACUGGUCCCGAUACGUCCGAUGCAGCUACAGCGAUUCAAAACAGGGCGCUUGCCAAAAGCUGGGAGGUGAUGGUGACUGAACGGAGACUCUGGUGAAAUCUCGAUUCUUAUUGGUCAGAAGGCGAUCAUUAAUUUCCGAUAGCAGCAGCUCGAAGAAUAAAGGCCGGCGGCAAGGCGAAUAACACUGUCCUCAUUCUAAUGCGUUAUCAUUCAGAUGUAGGACUUGUAUGUUAAACGUUUUCGUAAUUGAUGGAAGGAGUCUCCAGUGUCAGUCCAGCUUCAGGAAAGCGGAGUUGUCGGUAAUAGGACAGGCUGCAUUCUGGACGUACUACUGCUUUAUAGCUUUAAAACUAGCUUGUUUUGUGGAUGUAACUAUAAACAGAUAAAAACUACACGUUAACUCAGAGUGUCCGAAGAUUUUAAUGUCAAAGGUUAGGUAUAACGAAAUCCAUAGAGCUGCCCUGUAUGCAUGGCGAAGAAAUAAACCUGGAUCAGGUUAAAGAAACAGAGGUACCUUUUGGGGAGAUGUGAUGUGGGAGGAUCUUAAAGUAGAAACAGUCAAGUCAGCAAUUCCCCUGCCUCUCUACCAGCAUGCGAGCAGGGGCAACUCUGCACUUCUCGCUCUUUCUGCAACGCCCACCCUCCACUCCUCUACCAGUCUUACAAACUCACACACACACACAUCUUUCCGCUCCACUGACAGCACGAGUUCGGACUCUGUAGAUGCUGCAUUGGAUCAGCGCAGGUGCUUGUACAUCCUCUCACUGCACCACUGUGCCCGAGAACCGGAAUAAUCUUUUAUAAGACAAGACGGGAACAAAAUACCGGCUGCAGUUUAUAGGCGUGUAAAAGGACGACGGAAGGGGGAGGGAAAGCAAGCGGAGGUGCAAAGAAAUGACAGACAGGAGAUGAAGAGAAGGUGUGCACUGAAGAUGCGUGAAGCCGCUCUACUGUCCUGUACGCCGCCGCUGCUGCUGCUGCUGCUGCUGCUUCUGGUCAGGUGCAUCAAUGCAGCAUGUCCCUCUGUAUGUUCCUGUAGCGAAAGCGACAGGGAGGUAGACUGCUCCUGGAGAGGACUGAGAACCCUUCCCAGUGGCUUCCAACUCAACAUCCACUCUCUCAAUCUGUCCCACAACCGUCUGGCUGACCUGGACCACGUCCUGGCGCCCUACACCCACCUGCGCACCUUAGACGUCUCUCACAACCGACUUUCCCGCAUGCCUGCCUUGUUGCCCCGCUCGCUGUGGGAGAUUUACGCCUCAGGCAACCGCAUUCGCCUACUGGAAAAGAACGACACCGCUUACCACUGGAACCUGCGUCUACUGGAUCUGUCUGCAAACAGGCUGGAGCGUGUUGUGUUCAUAAACAAUACGCUGCCCAGCCUGCAGGGUCUCAACCUUAGCUGCAACAAGUUUUGGACCGUGCCUACUAACAUGCCCCGGAACUUGGAGAUGGUGGAUCUGUCGCACAACACACUGGUACAGAUAUUGCCCGGGUCGCUAGACCGCUUACCCAGGCUAUCACGCUUCUACCUACAUGCCAAUCGCUUUUCCACAGUGUGUGAAGGUGCCUUUGAGCAACUUCAUGGAUUAAGAUUCAUCACGCUGGGAGACAACCCAUGGGCCUGUGAUGACCACGCCAACAUCGAGUAUCUGCUAGACUGGGCCAAGCACACUUCAGCCCGUGUGCUUGGUUGUCCGUGCCCCACGUGGUCAAUCUGUGGAGAUGCUCAGCUUGCUAGGGUGACAUCAGGGUGGUACUUUGCCUCCUACACAUUUGCUCCACGUGGAAGAGUGGGAUGGGAGUUCAAUCGUCUCCAGUAUGGUGUGACCACCCACUACAGGUCUGAAGACGUUCUCACUGGCACUCAGUACACCCGGAAGGCCCCGAAACUCUCCGGUCAUCCGGGUGACGACGAGGAAUCUUUUGAGCACGGUUUCCUUUUGACAACUACUCCGGAAAGCCUUUCCGCCACAAGCCCGCACAUCCCGGCAGAUACGCCGGUCACAGAGGAUCCCCUCACUACCGGUGGAGUCUCCACUUCAAGCACACGCAGGACAACCACUCUUCGCACUAGGAGUGUCAGGAGAACCAACCAGAAGCUUGGCAGAAAUGCGAGCCCAGAAAACAGAGCUUGGUCUAUGCUCACACUUUGUCUAAGUGUGCUCUCACUGAUAACUACUGACCCCACCAUGUGAGACACCUCUACAGCUUCGCCUCCAUCACCAUCUUUCUAAAAGUUCCAACAACAUACUGCAUUUCCAGUAACCUCCAUGCUCUGUAACUGCUCCUGACUGCAAUAGUAUUAAUCUUACAGAUGAACUGUCUGUACAUUAUUUAUUUCAAAACGAAACGUAAGAUUACGCUCAGGCACCAACGGAGCCAGGCUCUAAAUCACGGCGGCAAUUCUGGGAAAUCUUUUAGCACAUAGUUUUAAUAUUAGCUUUAAUCCCUGUCAGGAAAACACAUGGAGAAGAUUCGGUACCAAACAGAACAGCCACGGCGCCGGGGAAAACCGUGGAACGCAGUACAGACAGUAUAGAUUUGUGACACGAGGACAAGGUUCGCUUCAUCUUUAUCUUCCAACCCCGACUCACGUGAACGCCAUCCCCUUUUCACCGGUGUGUUGCGGUCGUGUCCUACCGGUAUGGAAUCGCUGUCCGAUCACAGAGAUAAGCUGUAUUUAAGCAGGUGUGGUUGUAAUUGAGGAAAAAGAGAGGGGUAUAACUGAAAGGACAAUUUUCCCGGAGGUGUCUUCCUCGUAAAGGACCCUUUUAUAAGGAAAAUACACAAACCUAAAAUAUAUAAAGGCUUUUAUACGCCUAUAUACCCCUUUACAGGCUCAUUGUUAACCUUAAACAUUUCAAUUUUCAGAAACAUGUCAAAAGUGAAGGUUUCGCUCAGCAGUGUGGCACAUACACCGUUAUCUACCUGGUACGAAAUCUUCUCCAUAUUUACACACUGCUACAAAUCUUUCUUUUUUUAAUAAAAAAAAAAAAAAAAACCACAAUAUUUUGGUUGAUAACUAGAACUUUGCUUAUCUGAGAUUCGUCUGAUAACGACUAGCACUUCGAUGUAGUUUUCCGGCAUGGCUGCUUCGGUUGUAUAGGUGAUGAAGAUUAAAUGUUUUUACAUUUGCGACAAAGGAGAUGUGUGUGCUUAUUUACCAAAACAAAUCCCUUUUUUCUAAUCCAAAAAUGGGUGCGUAUCCCGACCGAAACACGGCGGAUUUACAUCAAAGGCAAAAACACGAGGCCCCGGAUUUAAAAAGGAAAAAUUUUUGUUUAACUAGCAGUCCCAUUUUCCGACAGACGCACCAGCAGGGGGAGGAAGAAACCCGAAUUAGUGUAUUUCUGAUGAGUAAAUGGGUUGGACGAGGUCACCUCUGAAUGGACUUUUGAUUUUAGCUGUAUACAGUACCGUACCAUGAUAUU
Molecule: messenger RNA, 3468 nt
Organism: Ictalurus punctatus (channel catfish)
Lineage: Eukaryota; Metazoa; Chordata; Actinopteri; Siluriformes; Ictaluridae
Product: oligodendrocyte-myelin glycoprotein
Exons: 2
Coding region: 943-2232 (429 amino acids)
Biological process (GO): neuron projection regeneration
Molecular function (GO): protein binding
Source: RefSeq, a predicted model, not a curated record